This is a messenger RNA of Python bivittatus (Burmese python), 3599 nucleotides long. NCBI's taxonomy places the organism in Eukaryota, Metazoa, Chordata, Lepidosauria, Squamata, Pythonidae. The record is from RefSeq and is a predicted model, not a curated record.
UUGUUUUGCUCGCACCUGCCACACGCAUGCAGCAGGCUGGAGCAGAAAGCAAGAGCACUGGCCGAAGCAGCAGAGCCAACAGCAGCCGUAGCAGCAGCAGCAGCAGCAGCAGCAGCCUUUGAAACCCUUCCAUUGAGAAUAGUUGGACAGGGAGAAUAUUGGCACUGACAUCUCUUGGAAGAGGCGUGCAUGCUCCAGCCGAUACAGAGGAACUUAAAGGUGGUGCUGAUGAACGGCUGAUCCUACAGAGCUGAUGCGUUUGCCACAAGAGCUGGGAGAGAGGAAGGCAGCAAAUCAUCCAGACUAUCUCAAAGGAAAGCAUUUUCUUGCAUAAUAAUUAGGAAAAAAAGAAGAAGCUCUUUGAAGAGCAUCCAUAAUGGACAAAUGUAGCCUUUGGGGAGAUGCUGUCAUGAUUUCUGUCCCCUCUUUACCGAGAUAAAAAGGAGUCAUCCUGGAGCUUCCAACGCAAUUCUUUGGGGUCCUUUUUGGUCAUUGUUCUCAUCUUCUGCUUAUGCAUUGCUAUUUGCUGACCUUUCCCACUGGAGUCUGUGCCCCCCCUUCCCAGUUGCUCCACCCUGUACAGUUCCAGCUGAGAAGAGGCACUGUUUCCUCAAACCAUGCCACGAAACACCCAUAAGGUACCUUUCACAAACGAUGAACCUUGGUGUUGAGAUUCUUUUGUCAGGGUGGUAGGACAUUGUUGCCAUUCAACAGGAAAUAAAAUCAGAAGCUCAAAGAGAAGGAGCAAGGGAGACUGAAACAAAACCAUCUGAGAAUCACUAGCAAAGGAGGGGCAAGCACCUUUUUCUUGAAAGUGUUCCACAGCCAAAUUCAGCCAAGACGGAGAACAUCAUCAGUUUGAGAUACUCAGGAGUGGAGAUGAGAAUGCAAACAGUAGUAAAGAAGAAUGAUUGAUUGCACCAUGACAUCACAAAGUAGUCUUUAACAUCUGUUUUUGGCUAGCAACUCUUUCUCAGGCCCGCAUGAUGCCUGAAGACAGGAAUACGGGGGUUCGUGCCUCGGGUGCCCUGGCAUCCUCCCCCUUCGUUCCCAAAACUACUUACAGGAGGAUUAAGCGAUGUUUUAGCUUCCGAAAAGGAAUUUUUGGGCAGAAGCUGGAAGACACAGUUCGUUAUGAGAAACGAUAUGGAAACCAUUUGGCUCCGUUGCUGGUAGAACAGUGUGUGGAUUUUAUUCGCCUGCGGGGGCUGAAGGAGGAAGGACUUUUCCGACUGCCAGGCCAGGCUAACCUUGUCAAAGAGUUACAGGAUGCCUUUGAUUGUGGAGAGAAGCCGCUGUUUGACAGAAAUACAGAUGUGCACACAGUGGCAUCGCUUCUGAAACUCUAUCUCAGGGAGCUCCCUGAGCCAGUUAUCCCAUAUUCCAAAUACGAAGAGUUUCUUUCCUGUGCCAAAAUGCUCAGCAAAGAAAAGGAAACGGGGCUGAAUGAAUUAGCAAAGCAAGUGAAGAAUUUGCCGCUCGUCAACUUUAAUCUACUAAAGUACAUCUGCAGAUUCCUGGAUGAAGUUCAGUCCUAUUCUGGAGUCAACAAAAUGAGUGUGCAAAAUCUUGCUACUGUGUUUGGCCCCAACAUCCUCCGCCCCAAAGUGGAAGAUCCUCUGACAAUCAUGGAAGGUACUGUUGUUGUCCAGCAGUUAAUGUCCAUGAUGAUAAGUGAACAUGAACUGUUGUUUCCCAAGGAUGCAGAUUCUCAAAGUGGACAGGAGGUUUGCAAUAACAACAAUGAGAUCCAAAAGAAAGUGAUCAUUGGUCAGCUCCAGAACAGAGAAAAUAAUAAUACUAAGGACUCAUCACCAGUGAGGCGAUGCUCAUGGGAUAAACCUGAAUCUCCUCAAAGAACCAUUGUGGACAAUGGGUCUCCUACAGCUCAGCCUGGAAGCAAAUCAAAUAGCCCAAGGAACAGCAUUCACAAACUGGACAUGACCAGGAGUCCACCCCUCACAGUGAAAAAAAACCCAGCAUUUAAUAAAGGUAGUGGCAUAGUCACCAAUGGGUCCUUCAGUAGUUCUGUAGAGGGUCAAGAGAAAACAUCACCAUCCUUACCCAAUGGUACAUUACAGACGAGAAGAACAUCUUCUCUGAAAGGGCCAGUAACUAAAAUGGGCACACACAGUGUACAAAAUGGAGGGGUGCGAAUGGGUAUUUCAAGCACUGAUGCCCACAGCAACUCUUUGAACAGCCGUUGCCAGAGCUGGAUGCCUAAUGGGUAUGUGACCUUGAGGGACAACAAGCAAAAGGAGCCUAUGAGUGAUUCAGGCCAGCAUAACAGACUUUCUACUUAUGAUAAUGUGCACCAACAGUUCUCAACACUGAAUGCUGAAGAUAAGCAGAGUGUUGAUAGUGCAACCUGGUCCACGUCCUCUUGUGAAAUAUCCCUUCCUGAACAUUCCAACUCCUGCCGAUCGUCCACCACGACUUGUCCUGAACAGGACUUUUACGGGGGCAAUUUUGAAGACCCUGUAUUAGACGAGCCCCAACCUGACAAUCUCCUGAACCCAGCAGAUUGUGAGAGCAAAGUUGACCGAAGAAGUGUUGGGGGCCGAAGCAGCAGGGCUACUAGCAGCAGUGACAACAGUGAAACGUUUGUUAACAACACAGGCAAUCACAGUGCUUUGCACAGCCUUGUUUCAAGCUUAAAGCAAGAAAUGGCAAAACAAAAACUGGAGUAUGAGACAAGGAUAAAAAGGCAUCCUGUUACUGAACCACUGCCAAGUCUGAAAAACAUUGUGGUGAGAGGAUUUCUCUUCAUCCUGGCUCUUCUGGACUCCAGACGCAAUGGAAGAAUCUCUUCCUGUUUACGUCAGAGCCUUGAACAGCGGAAUAUCUCGCUGGAGACCGAAAUGAUGAACCUCCACGAUGAAUUGGAGCAAGAGAAGAAGAAGUUUACAAUGGUAGAAAUCAAAAUGCGUAAUGCUGAGCGGGCCAAAGAAGAUGCUGAGAAAAGGAAUGACAUGUUGCAGAAAGAGAUGGAGCAGUUUUUCUCAACGUUUGGGGAACUGACAGUGGAGCCGCGUAGGACAGAAAGAGGGAACACCAUAUGGAUCCAGUGAGGGCUGUUCCUGCCGCUCACCAAGACUAUGGGAUUCUGGGAAGAGGGUUGCUGUGAUAUUUUAUUGCAACAGGUGACUGGUCACCUGACUGAGGCUAGCACUCAAUGUAAUGUUACCAGACCUCCAGAGAGACUACCGUGGCUACAUCAACCAAUCAUAUCUCUGCAAGUUGCUUCUCAAUUGAGAGAUUCAUGCUCCCUGAAUCCAUUAUCAUGCUACUGUUAAGUGUUACAGCAGGCUUUGGGCAUAUAGAUUUUAAAUAGGUUAUGUGGGAGGGGGGACGAUAGAAAGAAACAAAAUAUUAUUUUAAUGCAAGUCUUAUAUUUAAACUGUCAGAUGUUAACUUCAUUGCAAUCAAGCUUUUCUCCCUUGCACUUAACAUAGUAAGCUAUUUUUGGCAUUGUGUUAUAAUCGGCUAAUUUUGUAUAUUAUUUCCCCCCCUUUGGUUGCCCUGUCAUUGCAGAAUUAAUUAUAUAUAUAUAUAUAUAAAUAUAUAUAAAUAUGCACACAUAAUAUAUAUGUAUAUUU